Molecule: messenger RNA, 1090 nt
Organism: Lingula anatina
Lineage: Eukaryota; Metazoa; Brachiopoda; Lingulata; Lingulida; Lingulidae
Source: RefSeq, a predicted model, not a curated record
GUAGACCAAGAUGUUUUUACUAAACAGAUGUUGCUGUACAAACUGAACUAUCAAGUGAAACAAAUGGACCAGGAACUUUUUACCAGAUGUCCAGGGUUUUUCACCCACCCUGACCAUUCGUCCAUGGGAAUUAUUGGCCGUAGAGCAGCCUACGGGGACGCCUUCUUGGACCUGGAGAUUAAGUUGGCCAGUAAGACGCUGGAUGACAUGAAGAAAAAGUACUUGUUGUGUUUGGAGAAUCCGAGCGCUUUUAGGGGACCCACGACUACUAAACCUACAACUACCACUACUACCACCACUAAACGCACGACAACCAUGAAAGCGACUACGACUACUUCUGCUAUUUACUUCGGUGACUUUGGUUUUAAAGUUCUCCGAUCCAAAAACAUCACAUACAGAAACUACGAUUUUCUGGCACUGGAGGUGAGAAUUCCGGACGACAGGCAGAGCAAGUCAAUGAAUUGGUGCCGCGACUAUCAGCUUUUAUGCCAAAGUCUCUCUCGUCGUCCGACCGGGUGUGGGGAAAGAUUUAAAUCUACAUAUGGAUACCAACAUUGUGCGUCCGAUUACAACUCUGACAUGGACAUCGGGGACGUCCUUAGCUGCAAUCCUUCCAGAAACAUAGCGUCUGCAGUCAACCUGGCGUUCGGUGAUGGCAAAGCCCCAGCAAAGAGCAGCUAUAACGCCUUUGGCUUCCAUUCUUGCACCAGUCAUACCUGCCAAAAGAGCAUCGAGAAAAGUGACAUAGCAUUAAGUUAUAUGAAGGGGUCGUGGCAGAACAACGGGACUGAGACCAUCAUGUACACGCUGUGUCGUUGACCAAUGGUAUCCACACAAUGGCACCACAGAAGCACGUUAUUUGUGCGUGAUAUCACUUCGUCUAUCAAAUGAUUUUCUAUUUUGUGAUUGACGUCAAUCGUCAAAAUCUAAUGAGAGACUAAAAUAUUAAAGGUAAUGCAGUGUUAUCCUCUUUUGUUAACGUAAUUAUAAAAGAUUAUAAAAACUACUGGUACCUUCUUUUACACGGUCGCCAUUAAGAACACUCUGACUUAUUGCAGUUCCAUUUCUUUAACAUAUUAAGUUUAAAAAA